UUUCGCACACCACCGGGUCUCCUAAUGACGCCCACAUCGAUGAAAACAUUUAGCAAGGAACGCAUGAAAGUGCUCUGUGAAAUUCUUGCAUCGUCCUUCUUUCGUUCAAUCUCUCUUGUCGGCGUGACGCCGACAGAACCGCACAUCCAUCGGCUGCCAGUGGAACUUUUACAACAAAUCUUCUUGUUCAUCGUUAACAGUGCGCCAGACUAUCCUAGUAUCUUUUCAUGCGGAUAUGACACCAUUUCGGUCAACGUUGCCAGCCCUCCCCUAGUCUUGACAAGGGUGUGCCACCUUUGGCGAGUCGUUGCACAUUCAACGGCAGGAGUCUGGUCGCGCAUCCAGAUCGCGCUCCCCGGGGAAGUUACAUCAUUCAGACCAUUUCUUCCACAUCUUCUCCAGUGUUGGCUUGCUCGCUCUGGUAAUUUGCCCCUCACCCUUCGCAUUGUUAACAAUCCCCCAUGCUACCAGCGUUGCUCCCAUAACCGUAACUACUCUUGGAUAACAGAGACAAACUCUCGACUUCUCGACAUCCUCCUUUCUGAGAGCAAGCGUUGGGAAACGGUCGUUAUGCCACCCACGUGUAACUGGAAUCUUAACAUCGACACACCUCGGUUGAGAGCCUUGGAAUGUGAUUUUUAUGAUCUCACCAAAUUCUAUGCACCAAAUAUUUCUCGCCUAUACAUCAACAAUCACUGUUAUCUGGUCUCCCUAGCCAGAAUGUGCAUCCCAUCUUACAAAGAUCUACGUCAUCUCCACCUCCAGGACGCUUCCGUGUGUGCUUUAUGCUCUACUGUAACCUAUUUCCCUCAUCUGGAGACCAUCGCGGUUGAUGUAAUAUGCUUGUUCGAUGGUCCUGGCGCUAGAAGUUAUUCAGCGACACUUGAGUCAAUGACCCUCCCCCUCCCCUCCUCGCAUCACUACUGGCAAGAGUUCAUCGACAUGUUCAGCCUCCUUCAUCUUCCCGUUUCUCCGAAAAUUGACUUUGGUCGGAACACUAAAAAAACGAGAAGUUGAUUAUCUUUUGGCGAUGCUAGCGGUGGCAUCUUUCCGGAUAGCGGUGUUAGAUUUUGAGACGGACACACCGUUGAGGAAAUUUCACAUGAAACGUAUUGAGUCGUUGCUCUCACUUGUGGGAGAGGUUACUUUUUGUGGAAACGCGCUGCAGAUCGACCAGUAUCGGAAUUCGCGACGAACGGGGAAACUGAAGCUACGUUUCUUGAGAUGAGUGCCGAUGAAUUCUACAAUGCCUCGAAGUCUCGCAUUGAGUUUGAGCAAUGCACAUUCUUGCCUUGUGAUAGCCCACGAUAGCUGACUAUCAAGUAAAUAGCAGUAAGUCACUGCUAUUCAGUGA
This is a messenger RNA of Suillus subalutaceus, 1354 nucleotides long. RefSeq lists its product as uncharacterized. The transcript has 2 exons. The record is from RefSeq and is a predicted model, not a curated record. NCBI's taxonomy places the organism in Eukaryota, Fungi, Basidiomycota, Agaricomycetes, Boletales, Suillaceae. Bases 25 to 1017 code for a protein of 330 amino acids.